Lolium rigidum is the source of this 1949-nucleotide messenger RNA. RefSeq names its product transcription factor bHLH111. Bases 149 to 1768 code for a protein of 539 amino acids. The record is from RefSeq and is a predicted model, not a curated record. Gene Ontology annotation, biological process: regulation of transcription by RNA polymerase II. Gene Ontology annotation, molecular function: protein dimerization activity; RNA polymerase II cis-regulatory region sequence-specific DNA binding; DNA-binding transcription factor activity, RNA polymerase II-specific. Gene Ontology annotation, cellular component: nucleus. The transcript is spliced from 7 exons. Lineage: Eukaryota; Viridiplantae; Streptophyta; Magnoliopsida; Poales; Poaceae.
ACACCCACGAACUCCUAUCACCCCUCUAGACAAAGCCAAAUUCCUCCUCCCUCUCUCCUCUCCUUCAUUCCCAACUCCCUACUACCCAGCCACACGCCCGCUCAAGCUUGAUUAAUUGCCUAGCUUGCACCAAGGACGUACGUCGUGCAUGCAGUGCAUGGCCCAGGAGAGCUCCGAGGCCUCCGUCGCGAGCUCACCGCCUGCGCCGCCGCACCCACCAUCAUCGGCCACCUGGUGGCGCGACAUGAAUCCUUACUCCACUACCCCGGCCUGGCCGCCACCACCUGUCGCCGCUGCGCAACGAUGGCCUCCGUUCGGCCACCAACAGCAUCAGCAGCAGCACCGGACGUCCUCUUCCGGCGCCGAAGACGACAUGUCGGCCUCCAACGCCACCAUGCAGACCUCCUACACCAACACCUCCACCACCAACCACUCCGGCAUCAGCAUGGACGACUCCUCGGCCGCCGCAGCAGCAGCCGCCGAGAGCCACCUCUGGAACCAAGUCCUCAUGGGCGCCGGCGGCGAGGUCGGGAGGAGCAUGCAGGCGGUGCAUGACGCCCACGACGACAGCGAGAACUUUCUCGAUCUGCUCAACUCGAGGACGCUUGCCCCAGAGCUCUUCGCUGAGCCGCCAGCCUGUGACUACCUUAAGAAGAUGGAGUACAGUGGCAGCCAUGGUGGUGGCGGCCCAUGGCCGGACGUCCACCAGUUCAACGCGGCCAAUAUGGAGAAGCACCUAGCCGGAGCUGGCUACGUCAAUGCGCUCGCUCACCACCACGGCGCGCCAGAGCGGCUCACGGCGAACCUCUCGGACCUGGUGAGCAACUGGUCCAUCGCGCCACCCAACCCGUGCCACACCGACGGCAGCCACCUCCAAGGGCGCGUGGGCCAAUGCGAUGACGCCGCCGACAUGGGCCACGGCGGCGCCAAGGCCCUAUUUCUGGACUCUAGCGGCAACGUCAAGCACGAGAUGGGCGGCCAUGCCGCGAUGCUGCAGGAAGCGGCCGGGAGCAGCAGCACCAGCAGCCAAGACUUCACAAGGCCCAUAGGGCUAGGGUACAACUCCAUGCUAGGGCUCAGCAACAGAAUGUACGGUGGCGGUGACGCCGCCUUGGAGGUGCAGUGGGGAAGCAACAAUAAUGGUGGCGACGCUAGGAGCCUGUCGGACCUGAUAUCCUUCGGCGGGGCGAUGGGAAAGCCGGCGCCGUCAGCAUCGCCGGCGAGGGCGUCGUCGGCGGAGUACAGUAAUAAGAAGCAAGUGCAGGACAUCUCGUCGCCGGCGAAGACGAACAGUGGCAGCGGCAAGGCGGCAUCGAGCGAGGGGAAGAAGAAGAGAUCGGAGGAGGAGAAGGGGUCGUCGGAGGGGAACGUGAAGAAAUCCAAGCACGAAGCCUCAUCGCCCACCUCGUCGUCUCUCAAAGCGCAAGUGCCAAAAGUAAAGCUAGGAGACAAGAUAACGGCACUUCAACAGAUAGUUUCGCCAUUUGGGAAGACUGAUACAGCAUCAGUUCUAUAUGAGGCGAUAAAUUAUAUCAAGUGGUUGCAUGAACAAGUGCAGCUGCUCAGUGAUCCUUACAUGAAGUCAAGCAGUAGCAAGGAUUACAACCCAUGGGGAGGGUUGGAAAGGAAAGAGAAGGCAGAGGCUGAGGCUGACCUAAGGAGUCGAGGGCUGUGCUUGGUACCAGUCUCAUGCACGCCUCAGGUGUACAGGGAUAACAACGGCCCGGAUUACUGGACCCCACCCUACAGGAGCUGCCUAUACCGAUGAUUUAUUUUAUUGCAUAUUAUUAUUUGAUUAUUACAAUUAUUAUUGCUUACUACAUGGUGAAUAAUUUGUGGUUAAGAUAUGGUUAGAGAAAGGCCAAAUCAUGAGGUUAAUUUAUAGUUGUAUCUGUGUACUUACAGCCACAAGUAACUUAAACAUCAAAUGUAUCUUGUUAUGUUGAUUA